Messenger RNA from Aspergillus puulaauensis, 1602 nucleotides. RefSeq lists its product as uncharacterized. Lineage: Eukaryota; Fungi; Ascomycota; Eurotiomycetes; Eurotiales; Aspergillaceae. The coding region runs from base 1 to 1602 and encodes 533 amino acids. Gene Ontology annotation, molecular function: oxidoreductase activity. The record is from RefSeq and is a predicted model, not a curated record. The transcript has 5 exons.
AUGACGGUCGCAAACAACCUAGCAGCACCAAGCAAUUCCCACGAGAUAGAAAGCACACAAUCAUUAGCCCUCCCAGAAACCGAAGACGACAUCCAAAUCCGCCAGCAAUACCGCCCGUUCCUCACCGACCAGACCGACGACGACUGGGUCAGCAAGCUAGAAUUAACAACAGUCCUGGAUCUAGCAGCCACAGACCUGGCCCUCACAAAUCGCCGCUUAAAGGUCCUCGUCCUCUACGGUAGUCUGCGCCGGCGCUCAUACUCCCGUCUCGUCGCGCUCGAAGCGGCCCGCAUCCUCUUCCGGCUGGGAUGCGAUGUCCGCGUGUUUAACCCUGAGGGUCUACCGGUGAAGAAUGACAUCGACCAGGAUCAUCAUAAGGUCCAGGAACUCCGGGGCCUGAGUGCCUGGAGCGAGGGGCAUGUUUGGAUUUCGCCAGAGCAGCAUGGGAAUCUGACCGCAGCAUUCAAGAACCAAAUCGACUGGAUCCCACUGAGCACAGGAAGCGUCCGACCAACGCAAGGCCGCACUCUAGCCAUCGGGCAAGUCUGCGGCGGAUCGCAGUCCUUCAAUGCCGUGAACUCCCUACGGAUUCUUGGCCGGUGGAUGCGCAUGUUCACUAUCCCUAACCAGUCGUCGAUCCCGCAGGCUUAUACGCAUUUCCCGGAUGAGGGGCAGCCCGGGGAUCAGCGGCUCAAGGCGAGUGGGAAUCGGGAUCGCUUGGUGGAUUGUAUGGAGGAGUUUGUGAAGUAUACGAUAUUGAUGAGGCCGCAUAGGGAUGUCUUUGGAGAUCGGUUUAGUGAGAGGGAGGAGAGGAGGGUGAAGGAGGCCAAGGUUGCUAUAAAGAUAUACGCCAUGCCACGGCCAAAACGCAAAACCAAGGCCGAAGAUCUCGCCAGGGUACGCCGCAACCAGCGGAAAUCGCGAGCGCGUAAGAAAGAGCGUGUUAUGGAACUAGAGCAAAGAGUCGCGCAGCUCGAGGCCGCAGCGACGGAAUCCUCAGCGCAGAGUCUAAGAAAUGAGAAUCGCGCAUUAAGGGGGUUGUUAGAGUCUGUUGGGUUCGAUGGGGUGUCGUUGAAUAGGUAUCUCCAGGGCUCUGGGAGCACGACCGAUGAUCAAAUGGGUGGAUCUGACGUUCAGGCCUUCGCGCUGGCUCCAGACUCGUCUCAGGUUCAGUUUAUGGGCGGACUCUCAGCAAUCUCUGGUAUUACGAGGGACGAGAUCACUCUGCUAGAAUCUGUGUCCUUGGCAGAACUGGAGCUUGAUCAUGCAAUGCAAAACCAAUUUAUCCCUCUGAACAGUGACCAUUUCCAGAUGAAUUCGCCACGGUCGCUUCCAACGGAGCAGGCCCCAGCUGAUCUAUCUACGACAGCAGACCUGGCUGGGAUGAUUCGAAGGACAGAUUCGACCGCAGGCUCGGUGAACAACGAGACAACGCUGUGCAGUAUUGCGUUCCAUCUCGUCGUCCAAUGCAACAGAGCAGGGAAGGAUGUGCUGGAGCUGGAGACUAAGUUGCGAUACGGCUAUAAAUUGCCGGCUGUUCCGGGAGAAGGAUGUCGAGUGGAUAAUAGGACGCUUCUGGCAGUGCUUGCUGAGCUUGUAUGA